This is a messenger RNA of Amborella trichopoda, 1555 nucleotides long. RefSeq names its product signal peptide peptidase. Gene Ontology annotation, cellular component: lumenal side of endoplasmic reticulum membrane; membrane; cytoplasmic side of endoplasmic reticulum membrane. The record is from RefSeq and is a predicted model, not a curated record. Gene Ontology annotation, molecular function: aspartic endopeptidase activity, intramembrane cleaving. Lineage: Eukaryota; Viridiplantae; Streptophyta; Magnoliopsida; Amborellales; Amborellaceae. Gene Ontology annotation, biological process: membrane protein proteolysis.
UGGCUUUCUUAAAACUUAAAAGCAUUAAAAACUCUUAUAUCAGGAUUCUUUACAGUGUCUUUUAUUCAGAAUGAAUACAAGGAAGGCAGUUUUAGAGAGAGAGAGAGUGAGAGGGGCACACGUUCGUUGUGAGAUUUGAUUUCAUCAAAUUAUUGACGCCCGCGGCUUUGUAUUGCAAUCGAGGAAACCCUAAAAAGAUCGACGGACUUUGACAAACAGGAAAGAGGGGUCUUGGGGGUCAAAUCUCUUCGUAGCUAUAGCUCUUGAUUCGGAGUAUUAAUUAUGAAGAUGGUUGAACGCAUUGCGAAUCUUGCAUUAGCAGGUUUGUCAGUUGCACCCCUUGUUGUCAAAGUCGAUCCAAAUAUUAAUGUAGUUUUGACUGCAUGCCUGACUGUUUUUGUUGGUUGCCAUCGCUCUAUCAAGCCAACACCACCUUCAGAGACGAUGUCAAAGGAGCAUGCCAUGCGAUUUCCUUUGGUUGGCAGUGCAAUGCUUUUGUCGUUGUUCUUACUCUUCAAAUUCUUGUCGAAAGACUUGGUUAACGCUGUACUUACAUGCUACUUCUUUGUACUUGGGAUCAUUGCCCUCUCUGCGACAUUGUUACCUGCAAUAAAGCGAUUUCUUCCGAAACAAUGGAAUGACGAUGUCAUUGAGUGGCAUCUCCCGUAUUUCCAUUCUGUUGGAGUGGAGUUUACAAAGUCUCAGGUUGUUGCGGCAAUUCCAGGAACCUUUUUUUGUGUUUGGUAUGCCUUGAGGAAGCAUUGGCUUGCGAACAAUAUAUUGGGUUUAGCAUUUUGCAUUCAGGGCAUUGAAAUGCUGUCUCUUGGUUCAUUCAAAAUUGGUUCCAUUCUCUUGGCUGGGCUGUUUGUGUACGAUAUAUUUUGGGUCUUUUUUACCCCGGUGAUGGUCAGUGUUGCAAAAUCCUUUGAUGCCCCCAUAAAGCUUUUGUUUCCAACUUCAGAUUCUGCUCGGCCUUUCUCAAUGCUAGGGCUUGGGGACAUUGUGAUCCCAGGUAUUUUUGUCGCCUUGGCUUUACGAUUUGAUGUCUCAAGAAAGACAGGAAAGCGAUAUUUCUGCAGUGCAUUUAGUGGUUAUACAGUUGGCAUGAUCUUAACAAUAUGUGUCAUGAAUUGGUUUCAAGCUGCCCAGCCCGCCUUGCUAUACAUAGUGCCUGCUGUUACUGGGUUUUUGUUCGUGCAUUGCAUUUGGAAUGGAGAAUUAAAACCGAUGUUGGAGUUUGAUGAGUCAAAGGCUGAAGAGGCGAAAAGCUCAAAGGAUUCGGCACAAGACGGCGAGAAAACAAGCGAAUCUAUACCCAGUAAAAAAGAAGAAUAGAGGGAUGAGUAACAUGUUCAUGGUGUGGGCUUGUUUUUAACUUUUGGCAAGAUAUGCCAUUGCCCUCCCAUUCAAUUACAAAAAUAACCCUAGCAAGUUUAGCACCAAGUUUUAGAAGCGAAAAAAGCAUGUCAAAAGAUUUUGGAUUAAUAAUGAAAUCUAACAUUAGUCUGUCAUGGAUGCAAUCUCAAAUGCAGCAUCUUAUUUUGUUUCAUUUGAA